This is a messenger RNA of Diaporthe batatas, 1423 nucleotides long. RefSeq lists its product as uncharacterized. The record is from RefSeq and is a predicted model, not a curated record. Gene Ontology annotation, cellular component: endoplasmic reticulum. The transcript is spliced from 2 exons. Lineage: Eukaryota; Fungi; Ascomycota; Sordariomycetes; Diaporthales; Diaporthaceae. Bases 179 to 1408 code for a protein of 409 amino acids.
AGCCAUCAGCGGCAGCUUGGAUGGAGCUCCAGUCUAAUCGGUCCAACGCCGCAAUCUUCAUCAUCAACCACCCGCCUCGCCGCCAGCUGCCUCGCCGUCGACAGCAUCCUCCUUACCACGCGGCAUAACAACACAUAUCGUCAGGAUCAGCCUAGCCUCGUCUCCCCCGUCCGUCGAGAUGAUGCUACUCAAUGGGCUAGCUCUCGCCGGCCUCGCUGGCCUGGCCUCGAGCGCAGCAACCCACGAGCAGGCCGAAGUCUACAUCCUCAACUCCAAGCCCGCAGCCCCGCCAUCGUCUUCGUCCUCCACACCAGUAACACCCAGCCUGCCCCGCCAGCUGGCCCGCGACAUCCUCUUCCAGCGUGUCGCCGGGGACCUGCAGCUCAAGGACCUGUCCAGCACCAUCGUCGGCGACAGGGUCCUCUCAUAUUUCGACCAGUACGGCAGGAGCCCACGGCCUCUGUUCGGGGAAUCCACCGAGGACAUCUCCCCGUCGCAGCUGGUUGUGCUGCUCGAGGGUGUCACAGACGACAACGCGAGGCCGCUGAGGGAAGGGCUGCGCAAGGAGGACUUCUCGCCCGCUUUUAACAUCGAGGACGCGCCCUCCGCCAAGGCCAACAAGCACCUCGUCGAUGUUGAGUUUGCCCACGGCGGCGUGUCUGGAUCGUGCGAUGUUUCAGCUGCCAUCAACCCGUACGACAGCUGCUGGAAGGGCAUGUCGCUGGUGGUCAAGUACGACGCCGCGAAGGACCCCGAGGCCCUCCAGGCCCUCGUCGACAACCUCCCCGCCCUGUCCAAGUCCGUCGCCUCCAACAACAUCGAAGCAACCCUGGUGCUCCUCCCCGAAUCCUCCCGCGGCUCCAAGCACUCCUACUGGACCACCGGCGCCCCGACCGACCUCCGCCGCCGCUUCUCAGACGAGGCCCCGAUGAGCGACAGCCCCAAGGCCGUCGAGACGGUCGACAAGGUCAGCGUGUCCCCCGGCAGCGGCGCCGCCGCCGCCGUGGACCUGGGGGCGUUCGCCAACAGCAACAACAAGAAGGGCGACAAGAUGAACCUGGGCUGCUUCAGCAGCCUCAACUCGUGCGCGGCCGCGACGGGCAACUGCACCGGCCACGGCGCCUGCGUCGACAAGUACGCCGUGCCCGGCCAGGGGUCCGGCGAGAAGGUGUGCUUCGUCUGCAGCUGCCUCAGCACCAAGAAGUUCCCCGACCGGGAGGACAGCAAGCACGUCCACUGGGGCGGCGCCUACUGCCAGAAGAUCGACGUCAGCUCGCCGUUCUGGCUCAUCGCCACCACCACGGUCGUCCUCAUCGGCCUCGUGGGCGGGUGCAUCGCCAUGUUGUUCAGCAUCGGCGAGGAGAAGCUGCCCGGUGUCAUUGGUGCCGGUGUCUCGAGGUCCAAGUGAGGUGGUGACGGGGGG